AUGCCUCGUCGAGUACUUGAAAACUACGGAUUUGAACCAGCCAAGCAGUCAUGUCUGCGCAAGUCAAAAUUGGAUCCCAAAGGUAAAUGUGGCGUUGCCAUCAAGAAACAACCGAGGGAGCAACCUGUUGAGCCGAAGAAUCCGUUGCAGUUCCUCGAGCAAAAGAACGAUGCGGAACUGGUCGUGCAUUGGACUCGUGCUGAAGGACGGACCUUUUCACCCAUCAAACUGUUGCCUCCCUGGUAG
Messenger RNA from Drosophila takahashii, 246 nucleotides. RefSeq lists its product as uncharacterized. Lineage: Eukaryota; Metazoa; Arthropoda; Insecta; Diptera; Drosophilidae. The record is from RefSeq and is a predicted model, not a curated record.